Messenger RNA from Naegleria fowleri, 2973 nucleotides. RefSeq lists its product as uncharacterized. Gene Ontology annotation, cellular component: integrator complex. Gene Ontology annotation, biological process: snRNA 3'-end processing. Lineage: Eukaryota; Heterolobosea; Eutetramitea; Acrasida; Naegleriidae. The coding region runs from base 1 to 2973 and encodes 990 amino acids. The record is from RefSeq and is a predicted model, not a curated record. The transcript is spliced from 3 exons.
AUGAUAUCAGGAGGUAAUCAACAAUCGCUGCAAGGUGUUGCCUCGUCAUCAUCAAACACCAUAAUCGAUUACGGGAGCAAUCCGACCGUAGGAGGUGGUAGUAAUUUUCAAAUGGGUCUUGAAGCUGAAGCGAUGGCUUUCAUGAUUUCUUUGAAAAAAGGAUUACAUUCAUCAGUGGUUGCUCAACAAAUCCAAAGUGUUGUUAGAUUCACUGAUCUCAUCACUGAGUAUCCUCUUCCGAUAAUUGCCAAUAGCACUUUGUUAAAAUUGGCUGAUGUCUUUCGAGACUGUAAUAAUAAUUUUGUUCGAUAUUGGAUUGUGAGUGUCUUUGAAGAGGUGAAAGGAGAAUUAUUAAAAGUAUUAAAUCAAGAAGAAUUAAUUCGGAGAAUAUCUGCAGUAUUGGGUUCUAAUGAUCCAAUAGCUCGAUCAUUGGCACUUAGAAUGUUUGGUCACAUGGCCGAAAUACUUUCCGAUCGAACAGACUUGCAUCAUCUCAUUGAAAAGAACUUGUUGACUUGCAUUGAAGGAUAUGAGAGGGAGUCAUGCGUUGUUGCCAUUGAACAAAUAUGUUCAUCAUCAAAACAAUUUGCUUCUCAGAUUCUGCCACAAAUUGAAAUAUUGCUGAAUGACAUCAAGUCACCUCCCCAGGCUAAGCUAUCUCUUAUACGAGUGUUAAGACACAUGCACAGUGAUGUAGAUACUGUGAACAGAACAUUCAAGUUAUGCUCCGAGACAUUAUUGAGAGCAUAUCCAACUACUCCUUUUAUAUUGGCUAUUAUUGACACGUUGACUCAGCUCGCCCAAAAUUCAGUUUUUAUUGGCAAGGAUACCUUUAAAUUAUUAUUUAAUAUAUUUGAGCUUGAUGGAAGAAAGAAGGUAAAGAUUGCAUGUCUGAAUAAUAUUACCAAACUCUCAAAAUAUCUCUCCGACACCUAUACCCUAGAUUUUCCCUUUGAUAUGCUAUCCAAGUUUUUGAAUAACUCUCCUUUCGACUCAAUCAAAACAUCAAUUCUCAAGUUAUUGGCAUCUCUUUCAUAUUCUCCCUUCAAUGUAAAACAGUGCUUUAACUUCUCAGAUAAGAACAACGUUAUUCACACUGUAGAAUUGCUAUUGUUUUACCAGAAAUUAGAAAUUUCUGAUUUAGCUUUUGAAAUUAUGAUUAAUGCUGUACGCCACUCAAAUCAAUCUGAACAAGUUCUUGAGCCUCUCCUUAAAAACUUGUCAAGAGCUUUUUGUUUUUCUAUUCCAUAUCGUGUUCGAAAUAACGAUAAUUUAUUCUUUAUCAAAAAAAUUUGUGAAUAUUUGGUACGCUUCAUCAAGUCCUUCCCAAGCUAUGCAGGUCUGAUCACGAAAACCCUUCUAGGUGAGAUUGGUAAUAUUUGUGUCUCUAUAUCCUCCAAUCAAAUCUCUCAAAAACAGGAAUUCCUAAGAUCAAGCAACAUGUAUUUCUCCAAAUGUCUUCUUAAAUUUUCAUCACACUGCCCCAACGUGCUCGUUCAUCACUUGAUGGCAAUAUAUGAAACUGCAGCUACUAUGAAUUUAUCAGACGAAAUUAUUGUAAAUCUCUAUGAAGUCAUUUUUCAGGCUCUAUACAUUAAUCGUCACAAAAACUUUAACAAUGAAUUCAGUCAAACAAAUAUUAAGGCUCUUAUUGAAACCAAGAGAUAUUGGUGCUUGUACUUGAUUGCUAAGAAUGCAAUGUUUUAUAGCCAUUUCAGCCUCUCUGAGUCUAUUUUGGGUAUCGUUAAGGACAAAGUGGAAGAAGAAGCAACAUCCUUCUAUUUGAAAUCUUUGUUCUUGUGGUCUAGUGCUGAGCAUUUGGCUAUGAAAAAUUAUAUGAAAAUGCAGGAUGUUUCAUUUGUGGAGACUGACAUUCUGCAAAAUUGUCUACAAAUGUUAGACCAGGCAACCAUGCUUCUUAAAGCGAGUGGUAUUAGCAAUUCUGGAUUUCAACAAUUAUAUUUUGGUCAGAGAAGACUAUUUAUUGAAAGCAUCCUUAAUUUAACUUUGCAUCUUUCAAACUUUAAUGAGCCCAGAAAUACUGCCACGUCUAAUGCUGUCUUCCAGCAUCAAUCACAAGUAUUUACCUCACUGAGCGACAAGCUCAAUGACAUGAUUAAUUCAUUCUUUGACAUUGAUAUGGGAAGUGCCAAAACUUUAGAGCUUCAAGCUCUUGCAUGCAGAGUGAUAUCCAAAGCUAUUUCAACCAUAUUGGUCGAUCAUUCUGUCUCUUCGAAAGCGAACACAACUUUACAAGCAUCCUCCAAGCCCAUCGGAGAGAUGUAUCAUCAUUCAGCACUGGAUCCUCUUUUCGUGCAGUGUCAACACAUUUUAAAGUCAUUGGAAAGUUUUGAUACAAACAAGCCCUACAACAAGUCAGUGCUGAUUCAUCGAAUCAUUUUGGCUAUUCUAAAAGCUGGUGCGCCUGUACCACAAUUCUUUUUCAAUUUGACGCCCCAUACUGCACCCAAGCUUGAGAUUGAGAUUAACAAUACCCACAAUAUCUUUACCAAGCCUGUAACAGCAAUUCUAGGGCAAGGACUUGUGAUUAAAUUCUCGGGCUAUAUUACACAGCAACGCAAACAAGCCACCACUGCUCAUCAACGCAAAGUGAAAUCUGUAUGCCUUACGAUUGAAAAGAAGUUGAUUUCCUCUUCAGCAACGUCACAGACGGAAGGAAAUUUCACAACAACGAACAACGACCUUGAAGAGGUUCAAAAAUUUAUCAUUCCAGUUGUGGAACAAUCAUUCCAAAGGAAAUGUCUUUGCCACUUCAAAUCUGAAGGAAGAUAUCAAUUAGCAAUAAGAACACAAAUGGUUGAUGAAAAUGAUUGCUACAUUUGGUGGACAAGCAAUUUGGCUGUGAGUGAUGUAAACUCUCUCACGUCUUAUGGAAGUGAUGAAAAACGCCACAUUGCAAUAGUGGUCGACGUAAAGCCUUUACCACUCAUUGCAAAUAGAUUAGCCUUGUAG